GCCCAGCGUACUUCCCGUACGGCGAGUUCGCCAAGCAGAGGACAAUGCAGCAGUACGAGCGGCACUUGGACGGGCUGCGAAUCAGCUACGCAGCUCACACACACAAGACCGGCAGCGGCACCUCGGACUCGGACUGCCAGAACCACAUCAAGAUCGACACCACCACCGCCAGCCAGCACAGCGAGGACAUCGGCAGCGCCCACCACAAGCUGCACCUCUACGCCUACACG
Prorocentrum cordatum is the source of this 230-nucleotide messenger RNA. Lineage: Eukaryota; Dinophyceae; Prorocentrales; Prorocentraceae. The record is from the annotation of a GenBank genome assembly.